This is a messenger RNA of Solea solea (common sole), 1421 nucleotides long. RefSeq names its product phosphatidylethanolamine N-methyltransferase (gene pemt). The coding region runs from base 463 to 1167 and encodes 234 amino acids. NCBI's taxonomy places the organism in Eukaryota, Metazoa, Chordata, Actinopteri, Pleuronectiformes, Soleidae. The transcript is spliced from 7 exons. Gene Ontology annotation, biological process: phosphatidylcholine biosynthetic process. The record is from RefSeq and is a predicted model, not a curated record. Gene Ontology annotation, molecular function: phosphatidylethanolamine N-methyltransferase activity.
AACGAUUUAUGACUUGACUCCUGUUGACAACCACUUCAGUUAGCUUGAUGUGUUUGACCAGCUGCAGGUGGAUGGAAGUUACAUAAACACAUAUGUUAAUAAUGACAAUUAAAUAAAAAUAUAUGUAAUUAAUGUAAACAAGUAAAUGUAGGGAGCUUCCUGAUGUAUUUUCAUCCAGCAGGUGUCACGGAAUUUACAGUAUAGUGACUACAAAGGAAAUGAAAGGAAAAAAGGUAGCGUGAGGUUACGUAAACACAGCAUCCAUGCUAAAAGUACUGCGAACUACACUUCCCAGAAUGCCCUGCGCGAAGGUAGCGUGGACGUGUGCAGCUGUCAGUAGACACAUACUGCACCCUUCUAUCUCUCUUUAUCGCCAGGAAUUGAGAACUUUGCCCUCGGUGUUGCGCAGUUUUCUCUGUCGCAGGUGAAAGACAUUCGCUGAGAGUUCACUCCUGUGAGUGAAUGAGCCUCAGUGACGGUGAUAAUCCGGCGGGAGCUCGUCCCCCUGUACCGCUCGACUGCUGCGGAGGACUCAACAACGUGGAUUACUCAAAGAUGGACCUGACCCCGAUGGAGGAUUUCCUGAAGCACCUCUCCUUUCAAGACUCCAGUUUUUGCAUCGCCGUGAUCGCCAUUAUCUUCAACCCCCUCUUCUGGAAUGUGGUGGCGCGGUGGGAACAUCGAACACGGAGGAUCUCCAGAGUCUUUGGCAGCCCUUACCUGGCCUGUUACUGCCUGGCAUGCGUCAUCGUUUUGCUCAACGUCUACCGCAGCCACAGCAUAACAGUGGUGAUGAAGGCCCAGGCCCGGUGGGAAGUGAUGGAGAGGACGGAGGUUUUCUACACGGGUGUUGCUUUCAUGGUGUUGGGUACUCUGCUCGUCAUCAGCAGCUUCCUCACUCUGGGAUUCACUGGAACUUUCUUAGGUGAUUACUUUGGAAUCCUGAUGGAGGAGAAGGUGACAGGUUUUCCCUUUAACAUCACAGAAAACCCGAUGUAUUGGGGCAGCACUGCCAACUACCUCGGCCUGGCACUCACUAGCGCCAGUCCGAUCGGACUUGUUCUGACCGUCAUAGUCGCGGUGGCUUACAAGGUGGCACUGACAUUCGAGGGACCGUUCACUGAACACAUCUACGAGGAGCGGAGUCCGCGCCGCAAGCUCGAGUAAUCGCCUCGCAGGCGCUUGCUGCUCCUGGUUUUGGCCGAGGAUUCCCAUCCUGUCAUGUGGACGGACACACGGACAGAGGGACUGACUGAAAGACAUUUCUCCCCAGCUGCCUGUGUGGACACAAAGGACAAAACUGCAGCUUUUUAAAAAAAAUAAUUUUUUUAAACCACACGAACGUGAACAGUCGUCAAUAUAAUUUUCAGAUGUCUGUCGUGUGAUAUUAAAAAUAAAUACACAUGCAAGUGUUUAUUUUA